UCGAUGACACUGACGGAUUGGAUACGAGGUGUUUUCGUCGCUUCUACGCUAGUCCGCGCAGCCUAUACACUGUAUACUGUAUUGAGAGAAGCACUAAGCGAGAGAAACAAAAACGACGAGUCGACCAUCAGCAGAGUUCUCUUCUUCCCCGAUAAAGAACUACUCAGACAGACACACGAGAGGACACUGGACGUUCGUCGCUCUCGCAGCGAUGCACAGCCUCCUAGAUGUCGUCAACAGCGAGGAGUGACCGCCUUGGAGGUCAUCCUGCGCCACAUCCGGGACGCCUCACAGAGUCUGGAUGUGUGUGUGUUUACGAUCACGUGCUACGAGUUGGCUCGAGCUGUAGUUGACGCACACUGUCGAGGAGUGAUUGUCAGAGUUAUCACCGACAGCGAGCACGUUCUGUCUGCGGGCUCACAGGUUCUCUUGUUUCGUCGCGAGGGCAUCCAGGUCCGAGAGGACGACUCAUCGUUCCACAUGCAUCACAAAUUCGUGGUCGUCGACAAGAAGACAUUAAUUAACGGGUCGUUUAAUUGGACGAGAAAUGCAGUGACUGGAAAUAGAGAGAACGUCAUGAUAAGCGAAGGCGGCAACGUCACACACAGAUUUGUGGAAGAGUUCGAACGACUCUGGCGAGAGUUUAAUCCAGAAACGAGAUAG
This is a messenger RNA of Corticium candelabrum, 663 nucleotides long. Its product is annotated as mitochondrial cardiolipin hydrolase-like. NCBI's taxonomy places the organism in Eukaryota, Metazoa, Porifera, Homoscleromorpha, Homosclerophorida, Plakinidae. The record is from RefSeq and is a predicted model, not a curated record. Gene Ontology annotation, biological process: piRNA processing. Gene Ontology annotation, cellular component: mitochondrion. Gene Ontology annotation, molecular function: RNA endonuclease activity producing 5'-phosphomonoesters, hydrolytic mechanism. The transcript has a single exon. The coding region runs from base 4 to 663 and encodes 219 amino acids.